AUGAUGACGAAAAUGAUUCCAAAAAUUGUUCGACAUUAUAAUUAUUAUUCGGAUUAUUGUAAAAUUUCUUGUGAAUAUGAUAAAAUCGAUUAUUUUAUCGAUACGUAUGAUUUGAAAAAAAAAUAUUCGACGAUAUUAAAAACUUCCCCGUGUGUUUUCUGUUUGGGUAGUUUAUACGAUGGGGGUUAUUUACACGAUUUACACGAAAAAAUCCCGUUUAUAAAAAAACAAAGCGAAGAAUAUGGAGAUGAUGUUUCCAUGAGAAUUGGAAUGAGAAGCAGAAUUACCGUACAUAAAAAAUGUUACGAUGAUUAUAUAGAUCGUUCAAAGCAUAAAGACAUAAUACUUAAAAAUUCAAACAGUGAAGAUUUUUCAAAUUGUUCCGUAAAAACGGUUAUAAGUGAAGAUGAAAUCAUUCAAGAACCUCCAAAAAUUAAACCAUUUUUCUGUUUGAAAAAAUUUAAACCUCCCCAAUUGGAUCCUGUCAUUAGUUUCAUAAAAUUUCAUAAAAGGUAUUUUAAAUACGUCGAUAAUGAUCAAAACACUUAA
Messenger RNA from Pediculus humanus corporis (human body louse), 549 nucleotides. RefSeq lists its product as uncharacterized. The transcript has 3 exons. NCBI's taxonomy places the organism in Eukaryota, Metazoa, Arthropoda, Insecta, Psocodea, Pediculidae. Bases 1 to 549 code for a protein of 182 amino acids. The record is from RefSeq and is a predicted model, not a curated record.